Molecule: messenger RNA, 3467 nt
Organism: Wasmannia auropunctata (little fire ant)
Lineage: Eukaryota; Metazoa; Arthropoda; Insecta; Hymenoptera; Formicidae
Gene: Inx2
Product: innexin inx2
Exons: 1
Coding region: 675-1751 (358 amino acids)
Biological process (GO): phototransduction
Cellular component (GO): gap junction; plasma membrane
Molecular function (GO): gap junction channel activity
Source: RefSeq, a predicted model, not a curated record
UCCCCGACCGGCCUGUAAGCCCACUAGGCGGAGAAGGAGGGAAUCGCGCUGCGCGCGGGCGAGACGGAGAGGACGAUAGAGGGGGAGGACUAGAGAGAGAAAGAGAGGCAAGGAAAAGGGAGCAGCGCUCGUGGAACGCGCCGUGUCCUCGCGUGCUUGUGUCGCGUACGGCGUCUCGAGCGCAGCCAUUACGACAGAGCCGCUCGGUGACGCUCGGUAACGUUGUGUAGUAACGCGAGCGCGACGAUAGCGUGGCCCGUUUGUUGGUGUACGCGUUCGUGAACGCCAGACCGCCGACGCCGUCCGCCGCGUAGUACGGGCGUAGCAGAGCGUGAGCACGUGUGCGCACGCGAGACAGAACGAAUUAACGCAACGCCGAUCGGCCGCCGCCGCCGCCGCUGCUGCUGCCGCCGCUGCUGCUCGUCGCUACCGAGGGGUUGGCGUUACGCGAGUGAGAACGAGGAAGCGCGGAAGCUGCCGAGUACGACUCGAACGCGCACGACGGGUGUCUCGCGCUGUUGUGAAGACUGUACAAAACGAAUUUGGUUUGUGACCGGACCGGUUGUGGACGCAUCGGACGCAUCGCGGUACGCGUGUGCGUGCGACUUUACGCCGAGGGCGAGAAAAACGAUAGAUAAAGAAAUUAGAGGGUAAACGACACAUAAGCCGCCACCAUGUUUGACGUGUUCGGCUCCGUGAAGGGGCUGCUCAAGCUCGACUCCGUGUGCAUCGACAACAAUGUGUUCCGGCUACACUACAAGGCCACGGUGAUCGGACUGAUCAUUUUCUCCCUGCUGGUGACCUCCCGGCAGUAUAUCGGCGACCCGAUCGACUGUAUCGUCGACGACAUACCGCUACACGUGAUGGACACCUACUGCUGGAUCUAUUCGACCUUCACGAUCCCUGAUCGGACCGGCAUCGUCGGCAAGGACCUGGUGCAGCCGGGGGUCGCCUCGCACGUUGAGGGCGAGGACGAGAUCAAGUAUCACAAGUACUAUCAGUGGGUCUGCUUCACCCUCUUCUUCCAGGCGAUCCUCUUCUACGUUCCGCGCUACCUGUGGAAGACGUGGGAGGGUGGCAGGAUCAAGAUGCUGGUGCUGGACCUCAAUUGUCCGGUGGUCAGCGACGAUGGUAAGAGCGACCGGCGUAAAUUGCUGGUCGACUACUUCACCUCGAACCUGCAUUCGCAGAACUUCUACGCGUACCGCUUCUUCCUGUGCGAGAUACUGAACUUCGUCAACGUGGUCGGCCAGAUCUUCUUCAUAGACUUCUUCCUGGACGGCGAGUUCACCACGUACGGCUCCGACGUGAUCAAGUUCACGGAGAUGGAGCCCGAGGACCGUAUCGAUCCCAUGUCCAAGGUGUUCCCGAAGGUAACGAAGUGCACAUUCCACAAGUAUGGUGCGUCCGGCUCGGUGCAGAAGUUCGACGGGCUCUGCGUGCUGCCGCUCAACAUCGUCAACGAGAAGAUCUACGUGUUCCUCUGGUUCUGGUUCAUCAUCCUGUCGAUCCUGAGCGGCCUCAGCUUGCUCUAUCGCGCGGCAGUGAUAGUCGGCCCGAAACUACGUAUGCUGCUGCUGCGGGCGCGCUCGCGUCUCUCGCCGCAGGACCAGAUCAAGACCAUCAGCGACAAGUGUCAGAUCGGCGAUUGGUUUGUCUUGUAUCAGCUUGGUAAGAACAUCGAUCCAUUGGUUUACAAGCAGCUCGUCGCUGAUCUCGCGAUCAAGCUUCAAGGCAAGGAGAACGUGUAACGUGCCAAGCGGUCGGAGAGGACCUCUUCAGGAAGCGCUCCCAGACAAGUCCUCCGGAAGGUUUCUUAUCUGUCUCCCCGAGCGAUACUCUGUUCGACGUAGGGGAGAAGCGAACGGUAGGAUCGUCUCCAGAUUAGAGACGAGAGUAAGAGAUAGACACUGAGUGCGAGAGUGAAAGAGAGGGGGGGGGGGGACAGUCCGAUAUCGAUAUCGCGGAUGUAAAAUGGGCGAGUGGAAAAAUUUUAGAGUUUCUAGGCUGAAUUGCACCAAUGACUGUCUGAUUUAGGACUCGGUGAUUCGGCUAUCUUUUCUACAUUAUAUUUUGUUCAUAAUCAAGAUCAAACUGUAUUAUAAUUAGUUCUAAAUCGAUCCCUUGGAUUUGAAUCACUCCAGGGAUGCUCUGAAUUAAUUUUCGAUCAGCAUUAAUUAUAAACAAUUAGCAAUUUGCGAACGUGAACUUGUUUAGAAUUCGUAUGUCGAUAAAGAAGCGAGACUUAGACAUUCGAGAUAAGUUGAUCGCUUGAUUGAGAAUCUGAAUUAAUAAAAAGCCUCGUUUAUUUCCGAUUUCCAAGUUAAUUUAAUAUAUGUGUAGAUAUAAUUAGCUAAUUAUAGCUAAUUAUAAGUAAUUAACGACUGUUACUUCUUUUUAUCGACGUGGAAUUUAGAUCGGUUUCUUCUGCUCUCUCCCGAUACGAAUUCAGACAGGAUCUCGCGUCAUCAGUCGUGCCGUAAGUCAGCAUUAGCGUUGGUGCAAUUGGACCCUGGGUAGUUAGGCCAAGAUAUAUAUUUUUUUUUUAUGUCUCGCCGUUCCUCUUUCGCGCGAGUACACGCUUCCCAUUCGACGUCGGGGUUUGCGGUGAAGACAAAGCGCGCAGUCCGCCGCCCGUCUCCUUGCCUCACCUCGUCUUCGCGUCGAACUCUCCUCGUCUUCGAAUCCUUUCACCUGCGGAGAGUUUCCCAUCGAUUUUAUAUACGCCGCCCAUUCCACUUGUUUUCUACAUUUGUCCGCUUCCUUCAUUUUACCUCGCGCUUACUCCUAUAGAUUUCCCCGUGCAAGAAUUCGCGACCUUAACGUCGAUCACGCGUCGGACUCUUACCAUUCGUUGUUUAUUUAUUUGAUUUUAGCGAAUUGCGUGUUGUUACAUGGCGAGUCUAUUUUUGGAUUCUUAUGAAUGCAUUUUGUUUUUUCUUUUUCUUUGUUUAAACUAUUCUAUAUCCUUUUUUUUUUUCGGUGUAUGCGAACGUUGUCGUAAUGUCAUAUCAAUUAAUUAUGACUUUCUUCGAUUUCGUGAAAAAAGUUCGAGGUGAAUUUAAGAAGAAUGGGAAUUAUACUCUAUUAUUUUUAUGAAUGAAACUUCCGACCGAGAUAAGCAGUAGAAUGAAGAUUUUUGCUUUAACGUAUACAUUUACGAGGCAGUUUGAGUCAUCAUCCGAUCAUUUUCGCCAUGACGCACAGUUAAUUGUAAUCACGCAACUCCAGGCAGCUGCAGGCCUCUUCGCGGAUCAGAUCGAUUGUUUACAUUCAUCGUGCAAUUAACGGCGGUCAAUCGAUAAUCGAGAAAUUAUCGGCGAAGUAAGCAUUCCCUCGUCAAAUUGGCACGCGAAGCCGAGCUAGACGCGAAGACCGCGGCGAAGUUUGUUGGCCUGCCGUCGUCACCGUUAUCGUUUUCAUCCGCGCGCGCGUGUACUUCGCGAGCGGAGCCCGCACGCAACGCA